AUGAAGCGUCGAAAAAGUACGCGAUCAAGCGAUGCAUGGCCAGUGCAUCCGUGGCAAGAACCAGUACAAGUAGUUGAUUGGUCCAAAGCUGCCGAGCUUCUUCUUCAUAUCACUUUGACCAUUAUUGCUACUCUCCCACUUGGUAACUCUACCAUCCACCACAAGCCUAAAAUCGCUAAGCUAAAAUCCGACAGCUUUUGCAUCUUUUGCAGCGUUUGUGCAUAAUACAUAUCCUGGUUGGCUCGGUAGAUACAGUCCUGGAGGUCCAGCAUUUAUUUCUCAUACGGGAAACCAAUUUGUGACAAAUAAAGGAAAAGUUAUAGAUCGUUCCCUGAAGGGGAUGGCUCCAGUGCCAAGCAAUCUCAAUUACUUCCUUCUGGAUAUAGCGCAAUUGGCUCCUACAUUUCUCCCUGCUUUAUUCUCUGCAAUACUCGGCAACACCUUACGCCUGUUCGGUAGAUGGAGAGUUGAGAAUGGUUGCAAGAUAAUCGUUAUCUCUAGUGCUCGUUUCAAACUGAACGGUGGCUAACAAUAAACAGACAUUGGAAGUCCUCUACGGAAGUCGGGGGGUUUUCAAGCACUGUCUGGAUGCUCUUCACUUCACGAGCCUCAAUUCUUCUUAAUCUAGGGCUUGCGAGUCUAUGGGCAACAUCACCCUUAGCCGGCCAGGCAUCGUUGCGUAUUCUAUACACACAAAAUGUUACAACGGAGUCUGCGGAUGCCCCAUGGGAAGUCAUGAAUACUAACAUUCCUGGUCCCUGGGCUAAGGAAACUCUGGUUACCAAGCGCUGUCAUGGCUUAUCAACAAAUUACAUUUCGGCAAUGGAAUAUGGAGGCGCCUUGAACUUGGACGACCAAAAUAAUGCCUUUGACAGUCGUUCAUUCCCAUUGCUGCCCAGUGCUGACCCAUUUUUGGGGCGGGUCCAGUCUUCAGAAGUCACUGAGACAAACUUCUCAGCCCUUCAAGGAAUCGUCGUCUAUGGUCCUAGGUUUUCAUCUGAAGUUAUACGUCUUUCCGCUUUUCGAACUGAGUCAAACGUAACCUUUCCAGUGUCUUUGUUCAAAUUCAAAUGCCCCGCGGUUGAGGUGCAUCUAAUAGCCGACUAUCUUGCUACUCGAGAUCUAUCGAACGCGAUGGAGUCUGGCCCCUCAUUUCUUGCGAAAAAUGGCUUCUUCUUGCAGUUUAACGAAAGUGAUUCUGGUAGAGACAAAAACCCAAGCAGAAUAACUUUCGGAUCUUUCUAUGACGAUUCACACUUUAUUAAAUGGGAGUGUGACAUUUCUCUGAAUACGAGACUCCCGGCAAUGCAACGUCAAGAUUGGAAACUACCUUUGAUUUCGACCCAGUUUCAGCCAGUUGUGACAGAUCCGGAUGCACCUCAACCACGGGACGGUCACUCUCUCAUGUGCACACUUGUCAACGCGAGCGCUUCUAGUAUUUCAAGUUUCGAAUUCUUGCGCAAAGCACUACCUGUUAUCUUUUCUGCUUGGCCAAGGCUUGAUCCAGCGACCGGAAGCGUUCCUUCUGUCACAGAAACGUACUUGGCUACGGGGAAAGCAUGGAAAGGCAAAACCGAAACUUCCACAUCUUACGAUCUAUCAAAAAUAGAUCGGAAAACCUUCGAAAACAGACUGACUACGGCUUUUAAUACCCUUUUGCUUACUUCAUUGCAAGUUGCACGGUUAGGGACAACCAGGGCUGAAUAUGCGACUUUGGCGUCUUCAGCUACACCCUUGUUAUUUACCCCUUUCGAUAUCAUCAAAUGUAAUUGGGCCUUCUUCGCCAUACUAGUAAGCACAUCUAUAAUCCUUAUCGCAUGUUCCGCUUUGAACAUAUGGCUGCGCUUCAAAAUCACCACUCCAGACGUCCUGGGAUAUGUAUCUUCGUCAACAAUUGAUAACCCUUACUUUCAAAUCCAGGAGGCACCACCUGAUUCAGGAAGCACGCUUGAUGGUCACAAACGAACUAGAUUGUUGAAGAAUACGAGAGUGAUACUAGGAGAUGUACAGCAUGACCUCGAAGUUGGAAAGUUGGCUUUGUCAUGCGAGGAUGAAGGGGUGAGAAAGUUUGAUACUGAGAGAUUGUAUGUAUAG
Molecule: messenger RNA, 2094 nt
Organism: Hymenoscyphus albidus
Lineage: Eukaryota; Fungi; Ascomycota; Leotiomycetes; Helotiales; Helotiaceae
Source: the annotation of a GenBank genome assembly